AUGAUGAAGUUCAAUGACUUAGCUAAUGGUUUCGCCAGCGAUGACGAACAAUAUAUCGAGCGGCGGCAGCCAAAGUCCCUAGAGAUAUGCAACUAUGUACUAUACUUUCCAGUGGCUUCGAUCCUACGGAGAACACGAUGGGUACUGUACGGUACAUGGACUGGCAUGAAGAUCCAAAAGGGGGGAAAUGAGAAGCACCGUGUGCUCAGCCCGCCCCCUUCACAGCUAUUUGAUAUGAAUAUGUAUAUGUACAGUACUUAUCUCAACAUUUCUCCCUCCGAUAGUUUCCACAUCCGAGGCCAACCAGACCAUGUAUGCAGGCGGGGUGGGGAAAUAUCAUCGACGUACAUCACACGUACCUACCUCCCCGAACCAUUCACCAACGCUGAGGAGAAGACAGACAGUGUUGAAGAAUUCAUCCUUUGCCAUUUACACUGCGCAGAUAUUUUAGGUCACCGAGUGCUGCAGGGUGCUUGUGUGGCGCGGAUGAGCACAGCUCGGCCUGCAGAAGUGGGGAAACUGGGCGAUGUGAGGAGCCUAGGAAGUAGGCUAGGGAUUACGUCAUUCAGUGGCUGGUGAUCUUUAUCAGUGUGGCGCAUUCAGCACUUGUGGCGCUCCAAUAGCUACCUAGGUUAACCUCGGAUAUUGCCAGAUUAGGAGGCGAACUUCACCGACGAAAGACGAAAUAUCAAGCAAAGGUAGGUGGGUCUGAAC
This is a messenger RNA of Blastomyces gilchristii SLH14081, 714 nucleotides long. RefSeq lists its product as uncharacterized. Bases 1 to 579 code for a protein of 192 amino acids. The transcript has 3 exons. The record is from RefSeq and is a predicted model, not a curated record. NCBI's taxonomy places the organism in Eukaryota, Fungi, Ascomycota, Eurotiomycetes, Onygenales, Ajellomycetaceae.